Messenger RNA from Tympanuchus pallidicinctus (lesser prairie-chicken), 5605 nucleotides. It is a transcript of the gene KIF23, whose product is annotated as kinesin family member 23. The record is from RefSeq and is a predicted model, not a curated record. Gene Ontology annotation, molecular function: ATP hydrolysis activity; ATP binding; microtubule motor activity. NCBI's taxonomy places the organism in Eukaryota, Metazoa, Chordata, Aves, Galliformes, Phasianidae. The transcript is spliced from 21 exons. Bases 2305 to 4857 code for a protein of 850 amino acids. Gene Ontology annotation, biological process: microtubule-based movement. Gene Ontology annotation, cellular component: microtubule; kinesin complex; nucleus.
CUCCUUGGGCCCGGUGCAGGCGGUGCUCUGAGAGAGGUUGCAAGUUCCCUUUGGAGCAGAAAUGCACCGUUGCCUUCCUUUGGCAUCGAUAUACAGAAUCACUGUACGGAUCAGAAGAGUAGAAAAGCCCUCUGAAAUCCUCGAGCUCAGCCCUCUGUGCCCACUGCUCGUGUCCCUCCGUGCCACAUCUCUGUGUUGUGUGGGUGUCUCUGGGGGUGGUGAUCCCAACAUUGCAUCACUGCUCUUAUGGAGCAGAAACGUUUCCUGAUAUCCAGUCCAAACCUCCUCUGGUGCAACUUCAGGCCAUCACCUCUCGUUGCUGUUACUUGAGAGCAGAGGCUGAUCCCCACAUCACCACAGCCUCCUUUCAGGGGUUGUAGAAAGUAAUGAGGUGUCCCCUGAGCCUCCCCCUGGCUGACAAUCCCAGUUCCCUCAGCUGCUUCUCAUAAGGCUCCUUUCCUUUGCAGCUUUGUUGCCCUUUUGGAUAGGCUUCAGAGUCUCCAUGUCCUUCUGUAUUCCCUAUAUCCAAAAAGGCUUCUGCAGGGUGGAAGGGUGAGAGCAAAAGGGGGAAAAAAGAUAAAACUGGCAAAACGUCUUGAAGGUUUUGUUCACAAAGCUCUGAUUCUUAGAAACUAGCUCUAAACAAAAUCGGACACAAAUGAGUUAAGAGUUGGUAUGUCUGGUAUGUCCUUAAGCUUAGCAAAGAGCAACAUUUCCCUGUGUGUACUGAAGGGGAAAGCUGUAGUUAAUGUAUAAAGAGAGGAGAGUGGGUGGGUAGUUUCUUUUCCCUGUAACCAGUGAGAUACGUGAACAGCACAGCGCUGUGCCAUGGAGGAUCAGAGUAUCAGGAAACAUUUAGUUACUAUGAAGGUGGUCAAAUACUGGAAUGGGCUUCCUAGCAGGGUGGGUGGUGUCCUGUGGCUGUCAGUGGGCAAUGCCCUCACUGAUAGGCCUUAACUUUUGGUUAACCCUGGUGAGGUCAGGCAGUUGGCUUUCAUCUUUGUGGGCUCUCUGUAACCAACCUGUUCUGAAGCGGUGAAAUGGUGUGAAGUAGGAAGAAGGUGGCAGGUCACUUAUGGCAAGCAACUCUUGUGUUUACUGGAAAGGGGACUUUAGGGCAUGUGUUCAGAAUGAAGAGCUGGAGUGCUUCAGCUCUGAGCGUGGUUUGGUUGUGAAAUGGCUAAUCACAGGUUCCCAACAGAGUGCAGUAGUUCUAAGUGAGAGAAUCUCUUUCUGUGGGUGUAUAAUCAAAGAAUAUGAGGAUGUUAUAAUCACAAAAUAAACAAGAGAGUUAGGCAAAGCAGACUAUGAUAACAAAAAAGGAUAAAUAGAAGGCUUACCCCUAUCCUGGGCUCACCCACAAAACACCAGUAGAGGCAGUCUCCAGAAGAGAUCCUUCCCCAGCUCUUCAAUAGGUGUAGGAGGUGUGGAGUCUGGCUGCACCCCUUCUGGCAGCACAGGAGAAUUGCCUUCAGCUGUGCUCCUCUGGCUGACUCAUGGCUCACCUCAGGUGAUCAAUCAGAGGUUCAGGCCGUGACUCAGCAGUUCCCAGGCAGUGGGUAAGGCAUAAUGAAUGUUAGCUGGCACGCAGGAUAUUUUAUUUCUGAGUUUGUGCUGGGAGAAUCUGAAAGGAUAUGAAGCGAUGUUUAAAUAUUUACAAGUAUUUUGAGGAAAAGUGGCUGGAUCCGUCCAAGUACGUUGCAAACCUAUGAUUGGAAACAGGCUGGGCUGGGAAAAGACAUGAAUUUAAAAGCAAGAAUGUUAAACUUUGGAAUGUGACUUUAUCUGUUGCCAGCGUCCUUGGUGUUCCUUCAGUAUCUGUGUAAAGGCUGGGGAUCAAACAAAAACUUGAGCUUGAAACUGAAGGUUGUGAGCUUCUCUAUUUGCACGUGAGGUCAGGCUUCCUGAUCACUGUGGUUAUUGAUGGACAUAAGCUCUAUGAAAACCAGAGGUUGCUGUUCUUCGAUAUACAAACUGAAGUGAUUAUGAAAGAGCUACAGUGGAGCAACUGUGUGUGUUCAAACAUGGGUGUAAUCUUCAAGUAGUUUGUUGUUCUGUUGAGCUAAGGGAAAAAGAAUGAAGCAUUUUGAAGCAACGAACCUCUGGGCAGGGAAACUUCAGAUUUAGGGUGAUGUGUCUUCUUUACUUCAGACGCAGUAUUCGUUUAAGGAGGUGUUUGGUACCCUUGUGGCUCAGAAGGAGCUUUUUGACGUAGUGGCUAAGCCUCUCGUGGAAGAUCUCAUUCGUGGGAAGAACGGUCUCCUUUUUACAUAUGGAGUGACAGGCAGUGGGAAAACCCACACUAUGACAGGAUCUCCUGGUGAUGGAGGGCUGCUUCCACGGUGUUUGGCCAUGAUCUUCAACAGCAUAGGGCCGUUCCAGGCCAAGAGAUUUGUUUUUAAGCUUGACGACAAGAAUGGUGUGGAUGUUCAGUGUGAAGUAGAUGCUCUGUUAGAGCGACAGAAAAGAGACGCCACGCCUGUUCCCAAGACUUCUGGCAAGCGACAGGUGGAUCCAGAGUUUGCUGAUAUGAUCAACGUGCAAGAUCACUGCAAAGUGGAAGAAGUUGAUGAAGAUAAUGUCUACAGUGUCUUUGUCUCCUACAUCGAGAUCUACAACAACUACAUUUAUGACCUCCUGGAAGAGACUUCGUUUGACCUGAUAAAACCCAAGUGGAACAAUUGCAACACUCCUGUGCGAAAUGGUGACUUUAUACCUCCGCAAUCCAAAAUGCUUCGCGAGGACCAGAAUCACAACAUGUAUGUCAUGGGGUGCACAGAAGUAGAGGUGAAAUCCACCGAGGAAGCUUUUGAAGUCUUUUGGAAAGGGCAAAAGAAGAGGCGUAUUGCAAACACUCAGCUGAAUCGAGAAUCCAGUCGGUCUCAUGGAGUUUUCAUGAUCAAGUUGGCUCAGGCACCUCUGGAUGCAGAUGGAGAUAAUGUGCUGCAGGAGAGGGAACAGAUUACUUUAAGCCAGCUGUCCUUAGUUGAUCUAGCUGGAAGUGAAAGGACUAACAGAACAAAAGCUGAAGGGAACAGGUUGCGAGAAGCAGGUAAUAUUAAUCAGUCAUUAAUGACAUUAAGAACAUGUAUUGAAGUUCUACGGGAAAACCAGAAGUAUGGAACAAAUAAGAUGGUGCCCUACAGAGAUUCCAAACUGACUCAUCUCUUCAAGAACUAUUUUGAUGGUGAAGGCAAAGUGCGUAUGAUUGUAUGUGUAAACCCUAAAGCUGAGGACUACGAGGAAAGCCUGCAAGUCAUGCGUUUUGCAGAGAUGACCCAGGAGGUGGAGGUUGCGAGGCCUGUGGACAGACCGCUGUGCGGCUUAACGCCGGGACGGCGCUUCAGGAACCAGGCCUUCAGGGAGGAGCUGGCCAGGAAACUGGAGAUCCGAGGUGGCCCAAUUAAUGAAGAAACAGAAGAGCAAUCUGCUUCAGAAAUACUUUUGCAGAACUUUCCUCCCUUGCCUUCAUGCGAGCUAUUGGAUAUUAAUGAUGAUCAAACACUUCCAAAGCUUAUUGAAGUCCUGGAAGAACGCCAUAAACUACGACAAAAGUUGUCAGAGGAGUUUGCCAGAAAUGUGCUUACAUUCAGAACUGCGUUGCGAGAACUUGAUUCCAACAUUAUGUCCAAAGAAAACUAUGUUCAAGGAAAGUUGUCUGAGAAAGAGAAAAUAAUAACAGGACAGAAAGCAGAGUUAGAACACCUGGAGAAGAAAAUUAAGACUUUGGAAUACAAGAUUGAGAUUUUAGAGAAAACUGCUACAAUUUAUGAAGAAGAUAAGCGUCAUCUUCAGCAAGAAUUGGAGAGCAAGAGCCAGAAGCUGCAACGUCAGGUUUCUGACAAGCGCAGGUUGGAGGCACGGCUGCAAGGCAUGGUUGCUGAAACCACCACGAAAUGGGAGAAGGAGUGUGAGCGUCGUGUAGCUGCAAAGCAGCUGGAAAUGCAGAACAAACUUUGGGUCAAAGAUGAAAAACUGAAGCAGCUGAAGGCCAUUGUUACUGAAUCAAAGAGUGAAAAGCCUGAGAGGCCUUCACGGGAGAGAGACAGAGAGAAGCCUAUUCAGAGAUCAGUCUCUCCACCACCAGUACCUGUUCCUAACAGCCAGCGACUCGUGAGCAACCAGCAGGUGCACAGACGUUCAAAUUCCUGUAGCAGCAUUUCUGUGGCUUCCUGCGUUAUGGAAUGGGAGCAGAAAACCCCUUCACACAAGCAUACAGGUGGCAAUUCUAAAACAAGGACUAGACAACAAGAACCAGGACAAAGUAGAGACUGUAACACCUCAGACAGAAGGCGAGGGAUGUGCUGGACUGGAAUCACUGAGGUUCCCAAACGUAGAGAUGAGCUAGAGAUGGAAGAGGAUCAAUGCUGCAGGAACGCACCUCCAGUUCGUCUCAGACACAGACGGUCGCGCUCAGCUGGGGAGAGAUGGGUAGAUCAUAAGCCACCCUCUAAUCUGCCCACUGACACAGUCAUGCAGCCUCAUGUCCCUCAUGCCAUCACAGUAGCAGCUGCAAGUGAAAAGGCACUAGCUAAGUGUGACAAGUACAUGCUGACGCACCAGGAGCUAGCCUCUGAUGGGGAGAUUGAAACAAAGCUAAUUAAGGGUGAUGUUUUCAAAACCAGAGGUGGUGGACAGGCUGUGCAGUUCACAGAGAUAGAGACUCUGAAGCAAGAAUCUCCAACUGGUCGAAAGCGAAGAUCGUCGCCUUCCAAUGCUGAUCCACCAGAGGAUGCUGCAGACUCUGAAUGGACAGAUGUGGAAACCAGAUGUUCUGUGGCAGUGGAAAUGAGGGCAGGAUCUACCCUUGGACCUGGAUAUCAGCAUCACGCUCAGCCCAAGCGAAGAAAGCCAUGACCUUAACGUCCUGCUGCGCUGGGAUCCUGUUGAUUUUUAUCAGACUUACCUGCUGCCAGUGAUAAACUGACUGCUUUGUUAUCACUACCAUCUUGUAUUUUUUUAAUACUGGCCUAUGCUGGGCAAUGGUUACGUGGAAAAUGCUUUUUGCAAACCCGAGGAGGCGAGUGGUGCAAAUACUUUCAGUGGGAGGUUCUGCCAUUGCGCCCUGUGGGCUUCUGAAGAAACCCUUCUGUCUUGUAUUUGUGAAGCCCUCAUUAUUAAGCUGUAUCUUUUAUAGAGUAACGACACGAGGCUUCUGCCUUGCAUGUAUUUCAGCUCUCUAUAGGAUGUACUUGUGCUCUGGUCACUGUCCCUUUCUUGUCAGGCCCUCUGUUUUGAAGAGGUGUAAAUGCUGCAAUUUACUCAGCUGCAGUAAUGCACUUUACGAGUGUUCCUAUGCCAUUUCAUGUGUUGUAGCCAGCAGCAGCUUGGUAUUCUAAAUUUCUUCUUUACCCUUUAUUUAAUAUACAAAUCAGCUUGUGAAAUCAAUUUUAAUCUCAAUCUUCUAGUCUUCGUGGUAACAAAGCGAGAAUACCAAGAUGAUGAGUAAUGAUGACUUGACGUCAUGGCUACUUCAUUUUGUGGUGCAAAUGAGUGAGUAUUUUACAUCUGUAGAUAUGGGGUAAAAGAGUGAUGUGCUCACUGAUACGGUGAUGACCUUUAUAUAUGUGGCUCUGCAUGUUAAAAUAAAUACUUCUGUUCAGUG